UGUUGCCCGCGCCAUUUUCCCACCGGAGGAACCGCACUCAGCACAUCGUCAGGCUUCGCCCCGUUUGUUUCGCCAGAAUGGCCGUGUGAAGUGCGCCGCCACUCAGCUGCAGCCGACCGACCAGUGCAUCCCGCCAGUGCACUGAAUUACUUUGAAUUCAGCAACAUGUCGUCCUUCGUGGAAACCCUCAGCGCUGCUGCUUCCGACAGCAAACCAGAGUUUGACGCUCCCCUGUCAUCGCCACACGCCCCGUUGGUGACCAACAACAGCCACUAUGACCAUGAUGAUGACCAGCUCACAGUUUGGCCUGGAAGACAUGGAGGACCUUCUCUUGGGGCCUUCCUCUCCCAUGGCUGACCCCCUGGGCUCCCUCCUGUUUCACCCUGACCUGGAAGAACACCACAAGAGCGGAGGAGGUUCCACCUCCAUGGAGGGGCUCACGUCCCCCUUGUCGCCCCUCACCGCCUCCUCUCCCUCUUCCUCCCCCUCCCCUCCCUUCUACUCCCCCCCUCAGUCGCCCUCCACUGCCCUCCAUGGGGGCAAGGCCCACGUCGGUGCGCUCUCCGUCCCCUGGUCGGAACAUCCUGGACAGGCGUCAUCAGGUGUCGCAGCAGGUGAUGCCUACGGCGACCUGGACUGGAUGACGGAGAAGAUGGAUCUGAGUGAGUUCGACCUGGACUCGCUGAUCGGCUGUGGUCCGGACCAGGCCGCCGGCUCGCACGACGACCUCUUGGCCUCUCUCGAUUGCCCCAUGGAGUUCGACGCCCUGCCGCUCCCGGCCGACCCUGAGGCGACAGCGCCGUGCUCGGGCUCUCCUGCCCCGCCCGAGGAGCUGCGCCCACCCUCACCGGAGGAGAAGUUGGAGAUCAAAUCUGAGCCCGCCUCCUCCUCCUCCAGCCCUGCCCCCUCCCCAGCCGACACCCUGGAGCUUGGCAGUGAAGUGGAUGUGGCGGACAGCGAGGUGAAGCCGCUGCUGGCCACCGUGGCUCCCGAGCCGCACAGAUUCGUGCUCUCCCUCUCUCCCACCCGCAUCCUGCUGGUGCUUACUCCCAAAAGUCACCUGAGCAUCCCCACAGAGAUGGUCCAUCGGCCCGGCCCAACCUCCCCUCCACCCAGGUCCUCCAGAAGCAGACCGUACCCUGAGCCCCGGGGUAACAUCAGUCCAUCGUCAUCUACUGUCACCAGUGUUAAUGAUUUGAGCUCCGACGACGAGGAGACCACGCCGCUGAAGACGCCCAGAAACAAGAAGCUCAAGAAGAUGGAACAGAACAAGACCGCCGCCACGCGCUACAGGCAGAAGAAGAGGGCGGAGCAAGAGGCACUGACUACAGAGUUCGCCUUGCUGCAGAAGAAGAACGUGGAGCUGACGGAGCGGGCCGAGUCCAUGGCCCGGGAGAUCGAGUACCUGAAGGAGCUGAUGGAUGAGGUCCGGAUGGCCAGGAUGAAGAGGGGCCUCAGUGCUGACCUCUAGUGUCCAAGUGGUGUGAGGAGCCUCUCUGUAGAUGUAAAUAAAGCAGUAUCUUGAAGCAAAGUAUUUUAUAAGUGUUAUAUUAGUAGUGACCGUAGCCAGGGUAUGUAGAGUGAGGCGGGGUGGGGGUCUGUGGAAGCUCAUGCCAUGUGUUUUGGUACUGUGUUGUGGUGACAUGACUAGGACCUGUUUAAACGUUUUGUAACUCCAAUAAAGACACUCGGAACCAAA
Messenger RNA from Synchiropus splendidus (mandarinfish), 1699 nucleotides. RefSeq names its product activating transcription factor 4b (gene atf4b). Gene Ontology annotation, cellular component: ATF4-CREB1 transcription factor complex; ATF1-ATF4 transcription factor complex; nucleus. Lineage: Eukaryota; Metazoa; Chordata; Actinopteri; Syngnathiformes; Callionymidae. The transcript has 3 exons. The coding region runs from base 275 to 1471 and encodes 398 amino acids. Gene Ontology annotation, biological process: regulation of transcription by RNA polymerase II. Gene Ontology annotation, molecular function: RNA polymerase II transcription regulatory region sequence-specific DNA binding; DNA-binding transcription activator activity, RNA polymerase II-specific. The record is from RefSeq and is a predicted model, not a curated record.